Molecule: messenger RNA, 2586 nt
Organism: Musca vetustissima
Lineage: Eukaryota; Metazoa; Arthropoda; Insecta; Diptera; Muscidae
Gene: su(Hw)
Product: protein suppressor of hairy wing
Exons: 8
Coding region: 1-2586 (861 amino acids)
Cellular component (GO): nucleus
Source: RefSeq, a predicted model, not a curated record
AUGAAAGUGGAAAAAGAUGACAGCGCUGCAAUGCCUCCACCGCCAGCAAAAAAUGAGGGUAUUAAAAUUUUAAAUGAUAAACAAAUCAAGCCACCAGUUCCACCAAAGCCAACCGCCACAACAUCAGUCCCCAUGUCACCACCCAAACAAAUUACCCUCUCCAUUGCCCAGUCGAAAACGCCACCUUCGGCACUAAAACAAAAAAAGAUGGAUCAUUAUUUAAUGAAUUUGGUAAAGGGAGAAAAGGAUGCCGAUGGUGAUGGUGACGAUAAUGAGUCCAUUGAUUUUAUUUUAACGGAAAAUAUCGAGGGCCGCACCACAGGACAUACGGGUGAAAUACUGGAAGAACUUCAUUUGAGCGAUGAUGAUGAAGAAAUGGAAACCGCUUCACGUACCCAGGAAAUUGUUGAACAUGUUUGUGGAAAAUGUUUUAAGACAUUUCGACGUUUGAAGGGUCUGAAAAAACAUUUGGACUAUUGCCGCUUUGACAGUGGCUAUGAACUGCGUAAAGCGGAAAUGUUAAAGAAUCUGGAGAAAAUCGAAAAGGAUGCUGUAAUCAUGGAAAAUAAAGAUGUGUGCUUCUGCUGUGGCGAAAGUUAUGAUACUUUCCAUUUAGGUCACAUUAGCUGCCCCGAUUGCCCAAAAUCCUUUAAGACCCAAAUGAGUUAUGAACGUCACAUUUUUAUUACACACUCGGAAUUUAAUGAUUUUCCCUGUAGCAUUUGUAAUGCUAAAUUGCGUAGUGCUAAUCUUUUGAAAUUGCACGAAGAACAACACAGUAAUCGUGGAAAACCAUUUGCAUGUAAAACAUGUGGUAAAGAUUUUACCCGAUCCUACCAUUUAAGUCGUCACCUGAAAUUUAGUGCAUGUGCGGCAAAUGAAAGUAACACCCUGCAUUGUAAGGUGUGUAAUAAGGCCUUCUAUCGUUUGGAUAAUCUACGUUCACAUUUGAAACAGCAUUUGGGUACACAGGUUACCAAGAAGUCGGAAUAUAUGUGUCCGACAUGUAAAAAAUGUUUCUACAGUUUAUCGACAUUGAAUAUCCACACAAGAACCCACACUGGGGAGAGACCAUUUGAUUGUGAUUUAUGUGAAAAGAAAUUCCCAUCAUUGGUGGCAUUGAAAAAACAUAGGCGCUAUCAUACUGGAGAGAAGCCCUAUACAUGUUCUGUGUGCAAACAAUCAUUUGCCGUUAAGGAAGUUUUAAAUCGUCACAUGAAACGCCACACCGGCGAAAGGCCACAUGUUUGCACGGAGUGUGGUAAAAGUUUUAUACAAGGUACACAGUUGCGUACCCAUGCGAAAACCCAUAUUCGUCCAUUUGAAUGCAGCCACUGUCCAGAGAAAUUUAGAACUGAAAAACAACUUGAAAAACAUUCAAAGGAGCAUAACCCCGAUGGAACAAAACGACGUGGACGCUCUAAAAUGGUUAAACGAUGUGAUAUUUGCAGGAGGGGUUUCAAAACUGAACUGGAAUAUAAUAAGCACAUGGAAGAUGGAAUUCAUAUAACUCCCGUGCAAAAACGUAAAAUGAAAAAUCGUACCGAUUGUGCGGUGUGCAAGGAGAACUUCGAUUGUGUACAAAGUCUACAAUUCCACAUACUAAAGGUACAUCAAGAAGAUCCUGAAACCUUUGUAAACGAGGAUCCAUUUGGUGAUCGCACCGGUAUCAUACACGAAGAAGACGAAGAUGAUGAUCAGGAUGAACAGUCGAUGACAAUUCCAGCACCGAAAAUUAUUAAAAUUGAAGAUGCCCAGGGGCCGCGUAUUGAAUUUGUUACCACAAAUAGUGAGGGUAAAAUCUUGAAUAGUAGUAUAGAGGGUUUGGCAAAUCAACGUAUCAUACAAUCGCCAACAAUCUCGGCUGCUGCUAACCAAUCGAAUAAAGUGCAAAUUCUGGAAGAGUUUAUUAUCAAUGAGGGCCCUUCAACAUCAACGGGUGGUGGUGGAGAGACCAUUAUAUUAUCCAAUGAAGCAUUUACCGUUAUACCUUUAGAAUCAAAUGGUGGUGUUAUUGAACCCGUAACAACCAAUACCAUUGCGGCGAAAACCUAUCGGACCCCUGAAACUAAAAAAGAACGUAAAUCUUUGGCGGAAAGUUUGGCUGCUGCCAUUGCUGAUGAUGAUAAUCUGACACACUUUAGCACCGAUGAUGACGAGGAGUUAAAUGAAGAGGAUUUGAAACUGAAGGAUAAUGUGGGCAAGUUGCUGGAUAUGUUGGUGGACACGGCAACACUUAAGAAAUUUGGUUGGCCUGAUGCCUCAGAGGAGUUGGUCCUUUGCAAAGUUAUUGAAAAUUGCGGCCACAAUUUAUCCAAUGAUCAAUUCAAUUAUAAUGAAUUGGAAUUUGCCAGCCGCAUGCGCGAAUAUGUCAAAUUGCUGUUUACCGUUGUCAUACACAAUGAUUCGAUAAAGGAGCUUUUAAACAACUAUCCAAUUGAUGAAGUUAUUGAAUAUGUAUUGGGUAAUGAUGAUGAUGACGAGGACGACGAUGGGGAGGAAGACGACAACACUCCUGCACCACCACCCAUUAAAGAAGAAAAAGAAGAUAAGCGAACUAUUAAAAGUGAAAAGGAUAAAUCAUAA